CUUAUCUUCAACAAACAGAGUCUACAUUAUUUCUUGCAAUUCUACUUACUACAAAUUUUCAGCAAAAAAAUGGCUGAUGAAGUUGUCCUUCUGGGAACUUAUGUGAGUAUGUUUGCUGUGAGGGUAAAAAUUGCCCUGGCUGAAAAGGGGAUCCAAUAUGAGUACAAAGAAGAGAACUUGGUGAACAAAAGUCCUUUACUCUUACAAAUGAAUCCAAUUCACAAGAAAAUCCCAGUGUUGAUCCAUAAUGGAAAACCAAUAUGUGAGUCACUCAUAAUUGUUGAGUACAUAGAUGAAGUUUGGAAUGACAAAUCACCUUUGUUGCCUAGUGAUCCUUAUAAGAGAGCUCAAGCUAGGUUUUGGGCUGAUUAUGUUGACAAAAAGAUUUAUGAUGGUGGAAAGAAAAUUUGGACAACAAAAGUGGAGGAACAAGAAGCAGCUAAUAAAGAAUUCAUUGAGUGUUUGAAGGUGUUGGAAGGGGAAUUGGGAGACAAGCCAUACUUCGAUGGAGAAAGUUUUGGUUUUGUGGAUUUGGCACUCAUUCCUUACUAUAGCUGGUUCCCUGCUUAUGAAAAAUUUGGCAAAUUUAGUAUUGAACCAGAGUGUCCUAAGUUUGUGGCUUGGGCCAACAGGUGUAUGCAAAAGGAGAAUGUCUCUAAGUAUCUUUCUGAUCCUGACAAAAUCUAUGAUUUUGUUGUAAUGUUGAGACAGAGGAUUGGCAUUGCCUAAAAGAGACGGAUCUAGAGCGGGUUCUGCAGGUUCAACUGGAAGAAGUUGUUGAUUCUAGUUCAUAUUAUGUUUAUGAAUAAAUGUUCUUUCCCUUCGCUCCUCCUGUGUUGUUCUUUUGAACACAGAGACGAAGCCUGAAAAAGUUGUGUUUGUGUUGAUGACUCUGUAUGCUUUAUUACGAUAUGUAUACUUAUGUUGCACAUGUAUAACAUUCGAGUCAGAAGGGAAGUCUUGGAUCAACGGUAAAUUAUCUCUGUGUAACCCUAUUGAUAACAGAUUAGAGCGAUGAAAUCAA
Messenger RNA from Solanum lycopersicum (tomato), 1024 nucleotides. RefSeq names its product probable glutathione S-transferase. The record is from RefSeq and is a predicted model, not a curated record. Gene Ontology annotation, cellular component: cytoplasm. Gene Ontology annotation, biological process: glutathione metabolic process. NCBI's taxonomy places the organism in Eukaryota, Viridiplantae, Streptophyta, Magnoliopsida, Solanales, Solanaceae. Gene Ontology annotation, molecular function: glutathione transferase activity.